Naumovozyma castellii is the source of this 618-nucleotide messenger RNA. It is a transcript of the gene PUP3, whose product is annotated as proteasome core particle subunit beta 3. The record is from RefSeq and is a predicted model, not a curated record. Bases 1 to 618 code for a protein of 205 amino acids. The transcript has a single exon. NCBI's taxonomy places the organism in Eukaryota, Fungi, Ascomycota, Saccharomycetes, Saccharomycetales, Saccharomycetaceae.
AUGUCAGAUCCAAGUUCAAUUAAUGGGGGUAUCGUCGUCGCCAUGACAGGUAAAGAUUGUGUAGCGAUUGCCUGUGAUUUAAGAUUAGGUAGUCAAUCCCUUGGGGUAUCGAAUAAUUUUGAGAAAAUAUUUCAUUACGGACAUGUGUUUUUGGGCCUCACAGGGUUGGCUACAGAUGUUACAACAUUGAGCGAGACUUUCCGUUAUAAGACUAAUCUAUAUAAAUUGAAAGAAGACAGACCCAUUGAACCUGAUACCUUCAUACAAUUGGUUUCCACGACGUUAUAUGAAAAGAGAUUUGGUCCAUAUUUUGUUGGGCCAGUAGUGGCAGGUAUUAAUUCUCAAACGGAGAAACCAUUCAUCGCCGGGUUCGAUUUAAUCGGAUGUAUUGAUGAAGCCAAGGAUUUUAUUGUAAGUGGGACUGCAUCUGAUCAAUUGUUUGGUAUGUGUGAAUCUCUAUAUGAACCAAAUUUGGAAUCUGAAGAUUUAUUCGAGACUAUUAGUCAAGCUCUCCUAAACGCCGCAGAUCGUGAUGCUCUAUCUGGUUGGGGGGCUGUAGUAUAUAUAAUCAAGAAGGAUAAAGUCGUGAAGAGACAUCUAAAGAUGAGACAAGAUUAA